Mercenaria mercenaria is the source of this 4588-nucleotide messenger RNA. RefSeq names its product cell surface hyaluronidase-like. The record is from RefSeq and is a predicted model, not a curated record. NCBI's taxonomy places the organism in Eukaryota, Metazoa, Mollusca, Bivalvia, Venerida, Veneridae. The transcript is spliced from 27 exons. Bases 1 to 3801 code for a protein of 1266 amino acids.
AUGCCGAGUAUAUAUUUCACGGUUGAAAUUACUUUUAUCAUACAGAAAAGUACACAAGUUGUCAUUAAAGAAGGUGUCCUUCUGGAUGUCGCCAGCCUUGACGUAUAUUCGAUCGAGAUUAAAGAUGAAGGUCGUCUCGUAUUCAACCAAGGUCACGAUAUCAAUAUAAAAACAAGAGGCAUCUUUGUAAAGAACUACGGACAACUUGUAAUUGGAAGUGACACUUGCAGGCACACAGACAAUGUUCAUAUCCAACUUGAAGGAACACGAACUAUUGACCGCAAGUCACUGGGACCAGAAGGGGAAAAGUUUAUAGCGGUGACGGAUAAUGGAAGCCUGCAGAUCCAUGGUGAGGAUAGGGUAGCAUGGACAAAGUUGUCUGGUACGGUCGAAAGGUUUAAUGCCAGUGCUGAAAAUGUUUAUUACAGACAUUUGGACACGAGCAAUGCAGAAUUGAAGACAGCUCAGGAUGGUUUUGGUGUUCAUAUUCUUGACGCCGACUUGGAAUUUCUCUCCUAUGACGUGUUUAACAUGCCGCUUACCGUUUCGAGGGUGAACAGAGGAAUGCUGAAAAUGGCAAAUAAAUUAAACGAAGUGGAAAUGGGACAGGUUGUUUCAAUUUCACUUCAAAAUAGAUGGUACAGGCCCGAGGGAGGAGACUACGCAGAUUUUUACAAGAUCAUUGAAGAGUUGGUUGGAAUGGAAGAAGGAGAACUAUUGCUGCGUAAACAGACAGAAUUUGACGCAUUUUCUUUGUUGUUUGUCGUUGGAGGGUCCUAUGACCAAUCGCUGGAUCAUCAAAUUGGAAAAAGAGAAGCAGAAGCGAAAUCAUCUCUGAUUUAUAAUAAUAAAAAGAUAACUGCUGUCUCGCAUGUCAGGCCAUAUAGAAAUCAGAAUUCAUAUGUGGAUUUAAGGGUUUUGAACCCCGACGUUGGAUUCCCGGAAAUAAUGGUCACCCAUGAUAUUAGAUCAUGGAGGGCUGGCGAUGAGAUAUUGUUCACUUCUACUGAUUAUGCCUUCGACCAUGGAGAAGUUAGAACAAUCAAAGAGAUUACUGGGGAGAAAUCGUUCACAAUAACACACGAACUUAACUACCGCCAUUUCGGUGAAAUUGAAAGUGGAGUUGACAUGCGUGGUGAAGUUGCGCUGUUGUCUCGAAACAUAAAGAUAUCAGGUGUAAUGCAGAGAGGAUGUCCUGAAGAAAACGAAAAUUGCGACAAUAAACCAAAACAUACUGACACUUACGGAGGACAUAUCAAAAUAUUUGACAGCUUUCAUUCAGUUGUUAUACAGGGAGCGGAAAUGUUCUUUAUGGGACAAACCAUUGAUGAAGGAUUCUAUCCCAUACAUUUCCACAUGUGUAAGAAUAUAACUGGCAAGACUGCAGUUGUUAAAAGAAAUUCUAUACAUCAUACAUACAGAAGAGCUAUCACCAUACAUGGUACUUUUGGCACUUCCGUAGAAGCACCCGGUGUUCAGCUCACGGAGAACGUAGCGUAUUGGACAUUGGGACACUCCUUUUUUCUUGAAGACGGAGCUGAAAGUGCUACUAUACUACGGAGAAAUCUUGGCGCGGAAACCAGAAAUGUGAACAACGACUUUGUGACAGAUAGAUCGAAGGCGACAACAUAUUGGAUUACAAACCCAAAGACUGUGAUGAUUGACAAUGUAGCAGCAGGGUCUGAGGGUUUUGGAAUGUGGUACACGUUCCCAUUAGAACCGGUUGGGAUGUCUAAAGGGUUGGCGUAUAAAUACGAGGAGGCAAAACAUACCGCUUUAUGGACAUUUGAUAACAAUGUGGUCCAUUCUAAUGAAAAGGGAGGAUUGAACUUUGACUUUAUAUUACAAGACGAUGACGGUCAUAUCGCAGCCUGUAUGAGAUAUGAGACUAGACAGGACCCAUUUGAUGAAAAUUCACCAGGUGUUAAAGUGCAGCUUAACCGACUUACAGCAUACAAAAAUUUGGACAUCAAUGUAUGGUUGCGAGGUGGCUGGUUUGAACUUUAUCAGUUAUCAUCUGCUGAGAGUAAGAAAGGUCUACAGCUAGCAAGGGGCAGUACACAGUCCAUGUAUGUGACUAAAAGCAUCUUCGUUGGCAGAUCGGAAGGAAACUCAGAAGACUCGAGUUACCCUGGUGGCAUUACCCCAACAGAACAAGGACAGAUCCUUGGCACCGUGUUCCACGACGGCCCUACCUACUUCAAGAGCUGUUGGUUUACGGGGUUCGACAAUGACGACACAUACAUUUCUGGAGCCAUAGGGUUUGCACCUAAACAAAAAUCGGAAAGCUCUGUAGUUAGUAGUGUCAGUGACAUGAGAUUUGGCUUUAUUGAUGGGGAAGGCGGGAAUAGAGUGUUUGACGGUCUGGUUGAUAAUAGCAUUCAGGGCAUUGGAGAAUUUAACGUUGACGAGUCUGCAACGUUCCAAGAUGCCGAUGGGUCUGUUACCCGAUGUCCGUUGGACUCGGAAUGGAAAGGACCAGUUCAACUCGUGAAACCGGGAGUGCAUGCUCUUACUGACAAAUGUGUGUACCGAGACAACUGGAAUAUGGCAGUUUGUAAUGAUCGUUAUGGAAAGGUUAGUGUUCAACCCAAAGGAUUUUUCCCAGGAACUACCCUGAACAAUUUUGAUCAAAGCGGACAGAUGAGACGCCGCAGCUUUGAUGAUGACACUGAAAUUUACGUUGAAGAUGCAACAAACCAGAAACAACCUGAAUAUAUGGUGAUGCUUGGCAGAGAUGAAUAUUAUUACGAGUUCCAGUACACAGAGGAGUUCCCUAGAAUAGUACGACUCUUAGGUUUUGGUGUUGAAAAAAACCGAUCUGUGGUUGUGGGAGCAUGUCUGCCAGAGGAUGUCACCAAAGAUGACUUUAAAGUUUUCAUUAAAACCCCAGAUGACAUCGAAUUUGGAGCUGAUCAAAUGAAAUAUGUGGAUACUAUGGAAGAAGUUGCGUCUGACACUUCAAUGCGAAAACUUUAUUUUAAAGAUAGAAUGGUGUACUUCCGCUUGAGUUCAAAGAAAGUCCGCAACGAGCACUGGGAUCGAUCUGAUAACGACCAUUGUCCAGGCGCAUUUUGCCCGAGAGUUGUUAUACAUACGUACAAGAAAAUGAAAUAUACUCCAUGUUUCACCACUACAGACGAACAGAUGAGUAACUCGAAGGUUAUGGAGUCUGUUGAAGACCUUGACUGUACACUUCCAGCGUCAGAACCAGAAUCGGACUGGGGAGCAAGGGACACGUUGGCCUCUGAGGAUGGAAGUUGGGGGCAGUGGAGCGGAUGGUCUGAAUGCUGCAACGAGGCUGGAGGGGAUGUGGUUGAGAGGACCCGGUACCGACUUUGUGACGACCCUGCGCCACGUGGUUCUGGAGCUGACUGCAGUGGUGAAAGUAUUCAGAAAGGACCAUGUCCAUAUGGUUGUGCAGUUGACGGUGAGCUGUCGGGAUGGUCAGGUUAUUCUGAUUGUUACUGCGAUGGGAACGCAGUAGGUUCAACUGGGGUAAGAAAGAAGAUCCAGGAAUGUGUGGGUGUUGCAAACGGUGGAAAGUACUGCAAGGGAGAUGUUGUCAGAUACGCCAUCUGCAGAAAUAAAUGUGGAACAAGGGGAGAUGAUGCAGUCGACGGUGUCCUUUCUCAGUGGAGCGAAUGGACGGAUUGUUUCUGCGAUGGCAUAGCCGAGGGAUCACGUGGGGCAAGUACAAGAACGCGCACGUGUGAAGGGACGGCAAAUUAUGGCGACUUCUGUGCCGGCACCUUUGAAUCUGUAAGACAUUGCGAUGCCGACUGCGUUCCUGAUCAGUAGACAUCAUUUAAAUAAUAAUUGUCAGUCUUCAAGUCAAAAAGGAUCAAUGACAUGUGUUUGAAUUAUUUAAAAACGUUUAAGUUUAUAUAUUUGGUUGAAAGGAGAUGUAUUGACAUUUCAAAGGAUUUUCAAUUAGUAGAAGCAUAAAACAGGUGCAUAUCAUCAUUUGCUCUUUCUUUGUCUAUUAUCAUAUAUGAUUAAUCAAUCAAAAACAAGUUUACAAGACAGUCAUCUUUAUUCGGCCAGAAUAUAUUUUUGCCUUAAAAAUCAAACGUAUAAAAAAUAUAUUCAUGUAUUAUAUCAAAAUUCCGUCUAACUAGUUUUUAUGAAGCUGUAUUCAUCAAAUGUCAUAUCUGGUAAUGACUUCAUAAAGAAAAUGAAAGAUGUCGUCAUAGUCCCCAAAAUGGCUGCGUUUUCAUUAUAUCGUGGAUACUAUUCAAAUACUGUUAAAAGAGCUGUAUCUUUUGCUUUUUUUCAUUACUUGUGCCAGUUAUAUUCGUUCACUAAGCUAUAACUAAACAGAAAUCUUACAAAUGAUUGAAUAUCCGCCUUUUCAAGAAAAAAUGAAGUAUAAACACUUAAAAAUACAGUCGUUUAAUCUUUGAAAGCCGUUUUUCACAUACAUCUGUUUGAACUUGUCAUAUCUAUGUAAAAGCAAAGGAAUCUGAUAUAGUUGUACUUGCAAUGGUUCUUUUUAUCACUCUGUGUGUACUGUGACGAUGUAAAUGACUUACUUGAUCUUCCUUUCCUGUUCAACAUACUUAUGAAGUAAAACUUGCAAAAUUCA